GUUUAGAACGUACGAAUAAUGUCAAUAUAUUCGUUGAGAUGAAUGAACGAAUCCGAAUAGUUUAAAAGUGGUUCAGUGUUACACAAGCCCGCCAUUUGACCUGACGCAGGCGCAGCUUAUCGAACAUGUGUUGAUCCCCAUCUCGCGUAUCUAUCGAAAAAAUGAUCACUUUGGACCUGAAUGUUUUUGUGCUGUCAGUUAUUCUGUGUGUAUCGAGUGGCAGUGUUUUGAACAGUGGCAUCUAUAGAUUAGAUAUAAUUCAUUAUAAUGAUUUUCACGCCAGAUUCGAGGAAACAACAGUGCAUUAUCCAGUAUGUGUGUCAAAUGACAGCAAUUGUUUAGGCGGUUACGCGCGUUUGUAUCAUGAAAUAACAGAGCUAUUGAAAGAAAAACCCGGAGCUCUAGUAUUGAAUGCCGGCGACACGUUCCAAGGGACCUAUUGGUAUACGUUAUUGAAAUGGAAUAUUACGCAGAAAUUCAUCAAUCUGCUGCCCAAUGAUGUUCACACAAUCGGUAAUCAUGAAUUUGACGAUGGAAUACCGGGCCUAGCACCGUACCUUGCAGCACUCAAAGCACCAGUGGUUGUGGCCAAUAUAGAUACUAGUCAAGAGCCGUCCCUGCAGGGGCUGUAUAAACCACACAUAGUAAUUGAAAGAAACGGAAGAAAGAUUGGAAUUAUCGGCAUUAUGACCACAGAAACACAGACAUCAUCUAACCCUGGCAAAGUAUUAUUCCUAGAUCCCAUUAAAGCUACGAAAAGAGAGGCUCAACUACUUACUGAUGAAGGAAUUGAUAUAAUUAUUCUUUUAUCACAUUGUGGACUUGAUAUAGACAAAAUAAUUGCAAGGGAAGUUGGUGAAAACAUAGAUAUUAUUAUUGGAGGUCACUCACACAGUCUUCUAUGGAAUGGCGAAUCACCGAGUCACGAGGAAAUAUCAGGUCCAUAUCCUGUUAUUAUUGAAACAGCCGCCAGAACAGGGCAUAAAAUACCCAUAGUCACAGCAUCUGCGUUUUCGAAGUAUAUUGGUAAUUUAACCGUAUACUUCGACAAAUACGGAGAUUUGAAGCAUUUCGAAGGGAAACCGGUUUUCUUAGACAGAUCCAUUCCUGAAGACCCCGAGAUGAAAGCACUGCUGAAGCCUUAUCAAGAUAAACUUCAUACAAUUGUUAAGGAAGUUGUGGCGUUCGCCAAAGAAGAUCUCAUAGCAACGCCAUGUGGUGCGGGCGAGUGCGCCAUUGGCGAUAUAUUUGCUGAUGCAUUGUUAGAAGCGGGCCAAGAAGCAAAGCCUUCCGAUUUACCACAUGUAGCUUUCUUUCUGAGAAAUAUGAUUAGAGGAUCAAUUGAAGAAGGAGACAUAACCCGAGGGGAACUCAUAAAUACUUUACCAUUUGGAAAUGGGGUGGUAACAUUCAUUGUUCGAGGCGAAUAUCUAAUAGAUAUCUUUAAAAUUUGCACAACCAAUGCUUGGGUGAAAAAGCCCUUCCAAGGACCUUGGAUGCCACAAAUUGCUGGUAUGCAACUAACUCUAAAUUUGAAGAACGGGACUGAAGUAGAUGCAAAGGUAAAGGAGGGAAGUGAAUUUGUUCGUAUGGACCCACAGAAAGAAUAUCAAGUCACAACCAUUUCAUUUAUCGUCAGAGGAGGCAAUCAAUUUGAGACAUUAAAAAAACACGGUCGAGACUUUAAAACUAUUGGGAAUGAUAUCGACGUCGUGGAGAGAUAUCUUAGUAAAUUAUCACCUAUUACACCAACCUUGGAUAACAGACUCAUUGUUAUUAAUUGAUAAUAUUAUAUUUUUAAAGCAUU
Molecule: messenger RNA, 1807 nt
Organism: Zerene cesonia (dogface butterfly)
Lineage: Eukaryota; Metazoa; Arthropoda; Insecta; Lepidoptera; Pieridae
Product: apyrase-like
Exons: 11
Coding region: 162-1784 (540 amino acids)
Biological process (GO): AMP catabolic process
Cellular component (GO): plasma membrane
Molecular function (GO): 5'-nucleotidase activity
Source: RefSeq, a predicted model, not a curated record